Molecule: messenger RNA, 1680 nt
Organism: Pyrenophora tritici-repentis Pt-1C-BFP
Lineage: Eukaryota; Fungi; Ascomycota; Dothideomycetes; Pleosporales; Pleosporaceae
Source: RefSeq, a predicted model, not a curated record
AUGACUGCAGGCAAUGUCGAGCUCAAGGUCACGUUUCUAUCGCCGCUCACCCCAAAGGACUACAAGCGCCAAUCACUAAUCUUCUCGUACAUGGAUAUCGAGGUUUCAUCACUUGAUGGAUCUGAGCAUGACGUGCAGCUGUACACCGAUAUCAGUGCAGAGUGGGCGUCUGGUAGUUUAACCGAGGUAGCCCAGUGGGACUUUGGAUCCACAGAUGGUCUCCUGUAUCACAAGGUCUGGAAACAAAACCAACAAACCUUCACCGAAGUCAGCGACCGUGCAGAAUGGGGCAAUUGGUACUAUGCCACCAAACAAGUCGACGGCCUUACUUACAUGUCCGGAGCUGAUGUCGAUGUUCGGAGCAUGUUCGACAAAACUGGCAGUCUUGGUAACCGGAAAGACAUGAAGUUUCGUCCCAUCAACCAAGAUUGGCCUGUCUUUGGAUAUGCGCUGAACAUGGGUUCCGUCGGUGCUACCCCAAGAAAGCAGCUGUUUACCAUUGGUCUGUGCCAGGAAGAUGCCAUCCACUUCCUCGGCGGAACAGGACUCACCAUACUCCAAUCGCUGUGGAAAAGCUACUUUGGCAACGAUCUCGCUGCACUAUCAUUCUUCUACCACGACUACGACGAAUCAAACAAACUUUCUACUGACCUCGAUACUCAAAUCUCCGGCGAUUCCAAGGCGGCAGCAGGCGACAAUUAUGCCAUCUUGACUACUCUGGCUGCCCGUCAGGCAUUCGGUGCCACCCAACUUGUCGGCACCCAAGACAAGUACUUUCUCUUCCUCAAAGAGAUCUCAUCAAACGGCAACACCCAAACCAUCGACGUCAUCUACCCAGCCUCACCUAUAUUCUACUACACCAACCCCGACCUCGUCAAACUAAUGCUAGACCCGCACUUUGAGAACCAAGAAAACGGCCACUACCCCAACAAGUACGCCGAACACGACCUAGGCACCCACUACCCCAACGCCACCGGCCACCCUGACGGCAACGACGAAGCCAUGCCCGUCGAGGAAUGCGCAAUGGGCGUCGUACCUCGUAACCGACAACGCUGCUCCCUGCCCUCCAACUCUCCACCGACGACUUCGCCGGCACUUGCCAACCAAACCAACCUCGCGCUCAAGGAGAUCAUCGGCCUCGCCGCAAUGGGCGAAAUGUCGCGUCUCGUCGGCGACACCAAUAGCUCAGAUUACUACACGUCGACCGCAAAAGACUACAUGACUAAAUGGCAAACCCUCGGUAUUAAUAAGUCUGCAAAUCCCCCUCACGCUACUCUCACCUACAACGACGCUUCCACCCACGGUCUUCUGUAUAACCUCUACAACGACGCCCUUCUAUCCACCCACCUCGUCCCGGACUCCGUCUACACCAUGCAAUCCACCUUCUACCCCACCAUCAAGCAGCAAUAUGGUGUACCCCUCGACACGCGCAAUCCCUUCUACACAAAAGGUGACUGGGAAGUUUUCUGUGCUGCGGUCGCGAGUAGCAGUACGAGGGAUAUGUUAAUUGGCGAUUUGGCAAAGUGGGUAGGCGAGACGUCGAGCUCGGAGCCGUUUUCAGAUCUUUACGAGACGAAUAGUGGGGUUCAGACGCCCGGGAUUGAUUUCAAAGCCAGGCCGGUUAUGGGCGGUAUGUUUGCGUUGUUGGUGCUUCCCAAGGGGUAUGUGGCGCCGCAGUAG